Messenger RNA from Lymnaea stagnalis (great pond snail), 5491 nucleotides. NCBI's taxonomy places the organism in Eukaryota, Metazoa, Mollusca, Gastropoda, Lymnaeidae. The record is from the annotation of a GenBank genome assembly.
AUUUCCCUAUAUUAUUUUAGAUUAUAAUUUUAUGUUAUUGUUUUUAGCGUUGAAAAUUGACGUAAUUUUUAAGGUUUUAAACAUAAUCUAGUUUAUUUCUUUUGCUAUUCAAAGCAAAAGUUUUUUCAAAAUAACAGUCUGUAACUAUUGGUAAGUUCUAUUGGAAUAAUUUAUAUUUUACUAAAGCUAUGUAUAAAACCUGAUAAAUGCUAUAUACAUUAAACUGAUAAUCAAAUAUAUUAUUAGCCUCUUACUAUUAAGUUUAUUGGUAUUAUAAUUUAUUUAUACUACCAAUAAACUUAAUUUAACAUAUCCUAAUUUAUUUAUAUUAUGUUAAAUUAUUAUUAAAUAAAUAUAUCUCUUUGUCUGCUAUAUCUGAUUCAAACAAAAUAGCUGUGGUUUUGUUGUUUUUUAUUUUGCUGUGCAUGCUUUAUUAAUAUUUUUUUCAAUAUAAAGAUCAAAAUAAGUCAUAACUAGUCAAAUUGCAUUCUCACCACUCUGGUCCCCAUUCCCCUAUUCUUAAAAGUAAAAUGCAAACUUUACAGGAAAAAACCCCAGAAGAUUCGUAGUAUCCACAUUGUGUGUUGAUUUCUGUAAUUUCUAUUUAAAGCAGUUGAAAUAUAUUUAAAACAACAUUCCAUGUUUCUGCUAAUGUUAUGCACACAAAUUUAAUUUCAUCGAAAGUAUUUGUAUCUAUAUUGUAUAUGUACUUCAAUAUGUGUUUGUGGAUUUGUAUGUUUUUGGCAUUGUUAGGUGGUUAUAGACUCAAACACUGUGGACCUAAAGAGCUUAGAGUGUUCAAAUAUUUUCUUUUUUUCGCUAGCAUCAGAAAGAUUAGAUCAACGUAUUUUCAGUGGACGUCUGUGGCGGAAAUUCGUAUUUUUCUCGUAUAUGAGCGCUAAAUAUCAAAAUGUGCCAAACCUUGCUUUGCAACUAAGUUGGUCAAUAAAUGUUUUAUGUUUUAAUGUCCUUCCAGUGCGCGGCGCAUAAGACAGAUUUACUCAUUACAUGAGAACACUGCGUUGAUUGUUCAUUUAUUUUGAUAUUUUAACGUUGCCAAACGUAUCAUUAUUGAAUAAUUAUUCUUUGGGAAAGGCGGGCAAAGAAACCCUAGUGGUAGCAAAUAAAAAGUAACAUUUACCACACAAUAAAUAAUUUAUGAAAUAAUACUUUUUAAAGAAGAUUCAAUAAAACAAAUUGUGCUGCCUAAUCGCUGCCUCUAAAUAUCCACAUAGUCAAUUGGUUACAAACAUGUAUUCUGGCUAGAUGAACGCUUUUUUUUAUACUGCUGAUUCACAGAGGGAAGUUGAUCCAUUCAUUGAAAACCAUUCUGAAAUGUCCAGUUUCUAUGCUUGAAGAUUCCUGUCAGGGAAGUUUUUUUCGCGUAUUUAAAUUGCAACUGACUUAAUCCCCCAUAAGAAAUAAUUUUAAUUAUAUACAACUGCUUAAUUACCUCACUGGAUGAAUAAUUGUUAAUAUAAUUAAAAUUUAAUAAACUAUGUCAUUUAAAAUAAUAUUUUUUGAACUCCAUUAACUUUUUUUGAAAAUAUCUGACGGAAAACCAAAUUUGAUUCAUAGCCAAAUGUAUCGUUUGGUGUUUGGAUCGCCAACCCCAGGCUUUGACAAACUGAGAGAGACUUAUCAUUGACACCGUGCAAAGCCAUUGCCUCAUGAUUCUAACUUUAGUGAUAAUGUCUUUAGCUGUAAAAUAAAUAAAAAAAUACUACGAACAUUUUUAUCGCGUCAUAACUUAUUGUUUAACCAUUUCUACAAUGUAAAUUAACGAAUGAUAAUAAAGUCGUGAUAUAUAAUAUUCUUUAAACGUACAAGAACGUUAUUUAAAUUAUUUCAAUGAAUAAGCUGACAAUGACGUUGAAAAGAAUUUUUUUUAAAAAGCACGAUUUUUGACAGCGUGGAUAUAUUCCACUAGAAUUUAGGGUAAAAUAAAUGUUACUUUAAGUCCUGGGUACGGAUUAUACACGGAAGCGUCUGUCAGCAAUAGUUAAUAUAACGAUGAAUAGUUUCCGGAUAUUUAGGUGCGACAAAUUCGCCGACUGAGGGCGCCCGUAUCUUAAUGUAGAGAAAGUACUUUAAAUAACACCACUUCACGUGGCAUUGGCAUUGACAUAUUGACAUUACAAUAGUUUAUUUUAAAUUUUGUAAUGGAGUAAAGAGAUUGAUCAUUUGUAUUUGUUCUUUAUUGCCUAUUGUAUGAUUAACCUUAUUAUUGAACAAGAUUAUUAGAUCGUAUCAUACGAACACAUGGCAUUUCAGUUUGUUUUUUGUUUUUUUGCUGAAACAAAACAUGUUUGGGCUUGCAUUAUAUAAGUGAAUUGUUAGAGACUUUAAUCAGGUUGGAAAUGGAAAUUAGUUAAACAGUAUUGAAUAACAUAAAGUAAAAAAUGUAACCUAACAACGAACGCAUCUUCAAGAAGCAUUCAACAGCACGCCAACGACGUUAAAAUUAUAAUUAACUAAAAUAACAUUUAGAUGUAAUGUAGUAUCCUAGAGGACAUCAUAAUGAAUGUGUUAGACUAUAACCAGGUGAGAGAUUAAAUAGUGUAAAAACGCGGAAAGAAGACAGGAACCGGAAGUCCACUUCCAUUGGUCAUAACGAGUAGAGUGCACAGGGAACGUUUAACAGGACCAUGAGAUCAUGACGUGAAUAGUGUAUCUGAUCUAGCAACUUUAAAGUUUAUCAUUAAUGAAGAACUUUGAUAUGGUGAAAAAUAAUCACAACCUAUGAAACGAACUUUCCGUCUUGGCCACCCAACUCGCCACCUGUGCCACCAAACUCUACACAUGGGCCAUCAGAUUAUCCACCUGGGCCACUCAUAAAAAAAAAAUUGCUUUACAGCUUUAAUGUUUAUUUCAGAAAUGUUGAUAGGUUCCAUAACAAGUUUCAAUUACUUUCAAAAAUAUGUUGUAAUUUCAACCCUGACAUUCUUCCUCAUUCGAAUUACGAUUCUUAACAAUGGUAUACCUAAAGCGAUGUAAAAGUAUUAAUUUUCAUUUAACUAUUUAUCUAUAUGACUUAGAUGUGUUUUUUAAAACAAUACAAGCAUAAGAUGUAAGUUAACAUGUAUAUGUCACACUCUGAUGAGGCUGGGCCACCAUUUAAAAAAAAUGAUAAGACUUAUAAUGUUCGCUGUCCCCUUUAAGUAAUAACUUGUGUACUUUAUGCAUAAGUAAUAAUAGCUCAUCUACAGAUAUUUAAAAUGAUCUCCUUCACUAAUAAAUGAUACGACACCUUAUAGUGUUCAAUUGAGACAAUCCGAGUGUAUUAACUUUUACAUAGAUACACUCUUGCGUGAUUGAUCGCAUAUAAAUUAUUUUUUUAAACUUGUUCACACUGUUAUUUUAAUUCCAGCUGAAAGUCUUUGCUCCUUAAAAAUGGACAACGUUGCUUGCUGUGGUAAGAUAUCAUCCCAACAAAUUUUUACAUAAAUGUUUAUAUCGUAUUAUCGGAUAUGGAUGGAGAAAUGAAAGAUAACGUAUAUCUUUUGUAUUCUGCAUUCUUAAAAUCAUAAUAUAUAUUCUCCAGCAAAAAAUUCCAAAGAAUAUAAUUAAAUUGAUUAAAUAGCUUAAUUAUGUUAUUAUAUUCAUUAAACUCAAUUAACAUCAUUUCAAAGAGAGGAAUAAUUAAUCUAUAUACAUUUUUGAUUUGUAAAUACAAGACGAAGUAAAAUAUUCAAGAAUACCUAAAAUAUAUUUACAAGAUGUAAUUGAUACAAUAAUCUCUACUUUCAAUUACAGAAGCAGAUGAUGAUGGAAUAGACAUAAAUGUUGUUUUACCGAACCCUGGGGUGCCUGGCUCAAAAUUAAAUCAGAUUCGAAUCCAGCUGACUGACGUCAAUGGAGACGACCAUCUGGUCAAAAAAGUGAGAUUAUACAAUGUGGUGUGCAUACAUCGUGUGUGCAGUGGGGGACUUGGGAGUCCUAUGAGCCAGGGCAAUCAUAGUUAAUCAGAGAAUUAAUAUGUAAGUUUAAUUAAAUGUAGAAUUGGCUCAGGCUGAGAAAAAUUAACGUACCCUGGGAGACCACUUGAAUUUCUCCGGGCCAGUCAACACCUGGAGUGUAUGAUUUGUAUCCAAUUAUAGCUCCGUUUUGUCUACACUUGUUUUCACUUUGAGCAAACACACACACACACAAAUGCAAUAGAUAGUUCGGAUCCCCGAACGUCACACAGAUGUAUCCACAUAACUCAAUAUGCAAUCAAGUCAAACACUAACUACACAAGUUUCAGAAUUCACAUAAGCACUUUAUUUUUUAUUUCUUUGUCAUUACCACGUCGUCUAAACAAAAAUUGUGACUAUAAAUCAUGAAUUUUUAUACCAAUGCCUUUAGUAGUACUCAUGUUACAAACACCAUAGGUCACAAACAUUUUAUUUCCACAGAUAAAAGAGCAAAUCUUUAGGAAAUUCAACAUAAAAGAAUUGCCAGAUAAGUACAAGAUGCUGGGCAACACAUCUUGGCACCAGGCCAUUAUGCAAGAUAAUGUGAAAAUAACUCAAUUUAUGGAGUACCUCACCAGUGGAUUUUUCACAUUUGAACCUAUAUAAGAGAAAUAUAAUUAUGUGUCGAGGGCUAUGUUUGUUUUUCCUAACAUGUAUGACGUUGUUCGUCAAAGAACAUCUGAAUUGGUCAUUAGUGGUAACAUAUACAAACAAAUCAACAAUAGACUUACCUGACGUGCUAGACAACCAGAGAUUUUAAGAACAAAAAAUUAAUAUACCAAAUUGCUCUUCUAAACAUAUAGGUGAAAAAAAAUUACUUAUUUUUAUAUAAAUUUAUUUUUCUAAUUAGCGAAAAAGUAAUAUUUAAGCCUAAGCGAUCUUAAGCAACAACACAAUUAAAUUAAUUUGAUUUCAAAAAAUAAAUACUUUCGUUUAAAUUAAAAUGUAUAUGGGCUACAAUCAGGGCCGCGCCAGAGUAUUAGGCACCCUAGGCGAACUUGUCGCGCUGCGCCCCCCCCCCGCCCACGGCAACUAAUUAUUCAAUUAAUAGUGCCGCCCCCCUAAAAAUUUGACACCCUAGGUGGCCGCCUAGUUCGCCUAAUGGUUAAACCGGGCCUGGCUACAAUACUUCUGACUACUGGUGUAAGGCUUGGAUAGUUAUAUUUAUGUUGAUCCUUUCAUUCUUUUUAACGCAUAAGGAGGAUAUAGAUAAAUGACGUUAAUUUAAUUUGAAAUUAUAUAAAUGUAUUUAUUGUUCUGAGGAAAGCAUUAGCCGAACGUCUGCAUUUAUAAUUUGUGUAACUAUUUAUAAAAAAUAACGUAUGUUGUUGUUGUUUCUUUGACACACAACGGUUGUGCCUGAUUCAUCUACAACGUAUUAAGAUCAAACGAAUGCCACUAAGACCAGGAAGUUUGGAAAUACUCAUAUAGACCAUAUUUUUUAAAGAUUUUGUUUUAAUAUGUUCAAGUUUGUUAAAAUGCAAUUCAAAAUAAAGUCAAUUUAAAAAAAAAAAUAUGUUACUCAAUCUCUUAUU